This is a messenger RNA of Nomascus leucogenys (northern white-cheeked gibbon), 543 nucleotides long. RefSeq lists its product as uncharacterized. Bases 35 to 529 code for a protein of 164 amino acids. NCBI's taxonomy places the organism in Eukaryota, Metazoa, Chordata, Mammalia, Primates, Hylobatidae. The record is from RefSeq and is a predicted model, not a curated record. The transcript is spliced from 2 exons.
CGCUCAUCUCUCUCUGCAGCCGGGAGAGUCGGUCAUGGCAGCAGACGCAGGGAUGGCUCCGCGACCGCUACACCAGGCACUCCUGGGCCCGGGCAGCAGACCAGUCAGCCCUCUGCCUCCUGGGCGACCUCCGGCGGGCGGCCGGGGCCGGGAUGCAGGGCACGCGGACAGAAACGAGACAGACAGCUCAGGCCGGGCAGCAGACAGGCUCCCGCGCCUUCCGCUACUGCCGCACGCGCCGCCCGCGCGCACCCUACCCUUUCUCCGCCACCUAGGCCCUGAUUGGGCGCGACCUGGGCUCCUGGGUGCUCAUUGGCGCCACCAAGUGCUCGUCACCGCCCCCUCCCGCCCCUUCAUGCUAGCGGGGAGGCCGCCUGCUAGCAAGCUAGGUGGCCUGGCGGCGAGAGCCGUCAAGGGCGCCUUGGAGAGUGACCCCCGGACCCCGCUGUCGCCGCCGCCAUCUUCCGGCCGUCCCAGCCCCGCCCCGCGGAGAAACCCGGCCAGGGCCUCAGCCAACGCCACUAUCUGAGGGCUUCCUGAGUG